This is a messenger RNA of Chelonoidis abingdonii (Abingdon island giant tortoise), 1090 nucleotides long. RefSeq names its product ATP synthase peripheral stalk-membrane subunit b (gene ATP5PB). Lineage: Eukaryota; Metazoa; Chordata; Testudines; Testudinidae. The record is from RefSeq and is a predicted model, not a curated record. Gene Ontology annotation, biological process: proton motive force-driven ATP synthesis. Gene Ontology annotation, molecular function: proton-transporting ATP synthase activity, rotational mechanism.
UCGCGAGGCUUCCUUCUUUGCGGCCAUCUUGCUGCCGCCGCCGGGGUCACCGGGACAGAGAGGGCAGAGCUGCAGCUCCACCGAUAAUGCUGUCUCGCCUGGGCCUGCGCGCCGCUCCGGCGGCGCUGAAGAGCCUGACUCCCUCCCUCUCCGUGGGUGUAUUGCAUGCGUCUAGACCAUUCCACACAGGUCAGCACUGCUUGGCUCCUACCCCCUCCCCUGAGAAAGGAGGGCAAGUUCGUCAUGGUCUUCUGCCCGAGUCAUUCUUUUUUUGGAGAGGAGUGACAGGGCCCUAUGUGCUGGGAACUGGGCUACUGUUCUACCUUCUCUCCAAGGAAAUCUAUAUAGUCAACCAUGAAACAAUUGCAGGUGCCUGCAUUGUGGGAGUCCUCAUUUAUAUAGUUAAAAAAUAUGGAGGUGAUGUAGCAGCUUUUGCUGAUAGGCUCAAUGAGGAGAAAGUUGCCAAAGCUUUAGAUGUCAAAAAUGAUUCAAUCAACCACCUGGAGUCAAUAAUUGAACAGGAAAAGAAGGAGCAAUGGAGGGUUGAAGGCCGCAAUUAUCUCUUUGAUGCCAAGCGGAAUAACGUUGCUAUGCUGCUAGAGACUAACUACCGAGAAAGGCUGCUGACUGUAUACAAUGAAGUGAAGAAGCGGCUAGACUAUCAAAUCGCUGUUCAGCAACUGACACGUCGUAAGGAACAAGAUCACAUGAUCAACUGGGUAGAGAAAAAUGUCAUCCAGAGCAUCACUGCUCAACAGGAGAAGGAGAGUAUUGCCAAGUGCAUCUCAGAUUUGAAGAUGUUAUCGAAGAGCACACGGGUGGCAGUAUAAUCGCACAACGGUGAAUUCCAUUCAGCUCUGCGUUUUUCUGUGAUCUGCUGUUGAAAACUGUACAACUGUAACUCUAAAUUAAAAUACGUUCUGUAUUCUCCCUGUCUGAUUAGUAGCACUGAACUUGCAGCAGUCCCAGGGCAUGGUUAUGGUAGUUAAUUCUGAUGUGAACAGGAAUCUAUGUGCUUGUUCCAGUUUGUUUUUAUGCAGAAGUUUAGGGUUCUGCAGAUGAAUAAAAACAUAACUCUUCCUUUGUUAAA